Messenger RNA from Rhinichthys klamathensis goyatoka, 1409 nucleotides. RefSeq names its product adhesion G protein-coupled receptor G3 (gene adgrg3). Gene Ontology annotation, biological process: cell surface receptor signaling pathway; adenylate cyclase-activating G protein-coupled receptor signaling pathway. Lineage: Eukaryota; Metazoa; Chordata; Actinopteri; Cypriniformes; Leuciscidae. Gene Ontology annotation, cellular component: membrane. The annotation marks the transcript as partial. The record is from RefSeq and is a predicted model, not a curated record. Gene Ontology annotation, molecular function: G protein-coupled receptor activity. The transcript has 8 exons.
AAUAAGACAGACCCAGUAUUGCAUGGGCGAAACGUGUUGGGAGUUUGGCUUGGUAAGAAUGAAGUUCGCAACCUUUCUCAGGCUGUUCAGCUCAGAUUCAGGAAUAGCAGUGAGAAUGAAAGUGGACUCUGUGUCUACUGGCAUCUCGAUGGAAAUGGCAGAGGUAACUGGAGCACAGACGGCUGUGAGACUAGCAUUGACAACGGAGACUUUGUGUGCAGUUGUAAUCAUCUGAGCUUUUUUGCAGUGCUCAUUAGUCCUCAAAUUCCUGAAGGGUCUCAUAUAAUCCAUCUCAACUACAUUUCAUACGUUGGCUCAGCCCUUUCAAUAGCAUUCACGGCCCUUAUGAUUGUGAUGUUUCUGUGUCAACGGAAGAAGCAAUGCGAGCAUUCAGUCUUCAUUCAUGUUCAGCUCUCGGGUUCCUUAUUCUUGCUGCACAUCUCGUUCUUGUGCAGCGUGUGGUUUUCGGGUGAAGGAGACACUGGCUCAGUGUGUCAGGCUCUAGGACUUCUCCUACACUGGUGUCUUUUAGCCACUUUCACGUGGACAGCCAUUGAGGGCUUUAACCUGUACCUGCUGCUGGUGCGGGUCUUCAACAUCUACAUCAAGAGAUACCUGCUUAAACUAAGUCUGGUGGGAUGGGGUGUUCCCACGUUUAUAGUGAUGAUAUGCGGUGUGACUAAGGCGUAUGGCAAAUAUUCCUUAAGCAUGGAUAAAGAAAACAUGACAGCCACACAUCUAUGCUGGGUGACCACACCGAUAGUGAGCUACAUUACAGUGAACGGUUAUCUGGGACUGGUGUUGCUCUUCAACAUGGCUAUGCUGGCGGUGGUGCUGGGUAAGAUGCGCCAGUUGAGAUCACAGGCUCUUCAGGUUAAAGACCAUCAGAGGAGGGCAUGGAAAGACUGGGUGUCUCUACUGGGACUCUGCUGUGUUCUGGGAGUGCCGUGGGGUCUGGCCUUCUUCACACACGGCCCAUUGAGUCUCACUUCGCUCUAUGUGUUCACCAUUCUCAACAGUUUUCAGGGUAUCUUUAUUUUCAUCUGGUUUUUGACUCUCACGUGUCAAACACGGAAAGAGGAGCAAAUCUCAUCUAAAGGCACCAUUCAGGUCAGCUUCCAGAGCAAUGAAGAAUAUGUGACUACAAGAUAACCAACGGCCUUCUGGAGUUUUAAAGGUGGACCCUCCAUCAAAGCUUCAUGUUUUUCUUUUGUAUUAAUAUUUUACUCAUUUAGAUCUUUGUGAUUUUUAACCUGGGGUCUGCAGAGCCUCGGGGGACUGUAAGGGGGCGCUAUAGGAAAUCUGCAUAUAGAUUUAAUGGGGGGAGAGGCGGGUAUUUAUUUCUAAAUGUUGAUAUAUCCUUUUUUAAUUAAAUUCCAGAAUAGUGUUUUUUCAUUGCCAAUGUCACU